ACCAAUAAGGUUAAGGAGUCCUAGCCAAUCAGCGGCAUCGUAGGGCGGGCCUUGCUUUUGCCAUAGUAGGAUUCGUAAUUUAGCGACCGGGAACAAGCGGAACAAGGUGUGCACGUUAACUUCUGGGCACCCUGCAACCUUCCACAUAUCACAGUCCUUAAGUGUUGCCAUCAUGCCUGCCAAAAAGACCACCACUAAGAGGAAGUCUGAGCCCAUUGUGGAGAAUGUGCAAGACCUCAAGAAAGUGAAAGUUUCCCACAGCAGUCAUGGGAAGGAGGCAGGCCAGGUUCUUGUUCUGGGCAUGGGUGAUGUUGGACAGUUGGGUCACGGCGAGGACAUCUUUCAGAGGAAGAAGCCGUCCCUUGUGUCCCUGCCAGAGAAAAUCGUGCAAGUGGUGGCUGGAGGCAUGCACACUGUAUGCCUGAGCGACACUGGCAAUGUCUACACUUUUGGCUGUAAUGACGAAGGAGCCCUUGGUCGGGACACAACAGAGUCGGGGUCUGAGAUGGUUCCAGGAAAGGUGCCUCUGGAGGAGAAGGUGGUCCAGGUGUCGGCAGGGGACAGCCACACAGCUGCACUCACAGAUGAUGGAACAGUGUACAUGUGGGGCGCCUUCAGGGACAACAACGGUGUUAUAGGCCUACUGGAGCCCCUAAAAACAUGCACUGUUCCAGUCAAAGUCCCCAUGCCUGAACCAGUUGUGAAAAUUGCAUCAGGUAACGACCACCUGGUAAUGGUUACACUGGAGGGAUACCUUUACUCAUCUGGCAAUGGAGAGCAGGGGCAGCUGGGGAGAGUGCCUGAAAUCUUUUCAAACAGAGGAGGCAGGAAAGGCCUUGAACGUAUGCUGGUACCACAGGUAGUUUCUCUUAAAGGGAAAAAAGGGAAAGAAGGCAAAGUUAAGUGCGUCGAUGUCUUCUGUGGGUCGUACUUCACCUUUGCUGUGACAAAAGAAGGACAUAUUUAUGGAUUUGGCCUGGCCAACUAUCACCAGCUGGGCACUAAAAGCACCAAGAUAUGUUUUUCCCCGGAAAAACUGAUGUGCUUCAAGAACUCCACCACUUCCUGGGUGCAGUUCUCUGGAGGGCAACAUCACUCAGUCUGCCUUGAUGCUGAAGGACAGGUGUACAGUCUGGGCAGAGCAGAUUAUGGUCGCCUGGGUCUGGGCGAGGGCGCUGAAGAGAAGAGUGAGCCCACGCUUGUGACUGGGAUGGAGCCGGCCAGCAGCGUGGCAUGUGGGGCGUCUGUCAGCUUCGCUGUGACCAGACAAGGAUCUGUGUACGCCUGGGGCAUGGGCACCAACCUGCAGCUUGGCACUGGAGAAGAGGAUGAUGAAUGGAGCCCUGUUAAGAUGACAGGCAAGCAGCUGGAGAACCGCGUAGUACUGACGGCCUCCAGUGGAGGGCAGCAUACAGCUCUUUUGGUCAAGGACAAACAGGAGAGCUGAUGUCUAUCUGACUGAUGGGGGAUCUUUUGAUCAGUUACUUGGUGGGGCCUUGUUCACGAUGCCUAAAUCUGGAGAAGGGGUUGAUCUGUGUGACUUCCUGUGCUGAGCUGAGGGAGAGGUGAGAUUCAAAGCGCUUUUAUUGGAACUCUUUUCUUGCUGGUGUGGGGAAAAUGUUCAUGGAUGUUCACUAGAUCAUGAAAAUGAGAGACUAUUUUUUUAAAUCUAGUUUUUGAUGUUCACUUUGGUCAUUAGUAUGACUGUAAGAAGGUGUAUGUGAUGUUUGUGAAUGUGAGUAUUGGCAUGUACAUAGAGGAAGUGAGAGUGUAACCCUUUUAAUUAAUUCCACAAAGCCUUUUUUUUUUUUUAAUUGUUUUUCUUUCCUUUAAAAUCAUUUCAUUUCAUUUUGUUCAGGCAUUUAUACCGAAAUUGAUAUGUGAGACUACUGUUCAUUUUACUUUGAGCACACAUCAUUGUUGUGUCUAUUUGGAAACACAUACUGUACCUGCAUUGUGUUGCUUUUCCUGUCUGACAAUAAAGAUUACAUUUUAGGUUUUAA
Molecule: messenger RNA, 2003 nt
Organism: Acanthopagrus latus (yellowfin seabream)
Lineage: Eukaryota; Metazoa; Chordata; Actinopteri; Spariformes; Sparidae
Gene: rcc1
Product: regulator of chromosome condensation 1
Exons: 10
Coding region: 173-1447 (424 amino acids)
Cellular component (GO): cytoplasm
Molecular function (GO): guanyl-nucleotide exchange factor activity
Source: RefSeq, a predicted model, not a curated record